Molecule: messenger RNA, 3670 nt
Organism: Brienomyrus brachyistius
Lineage: Eukaryota; Metazoa; Chordata; Actinopteri; Osteoglossiformes; Mormyridae
Gene: acsl1a
Product: acyl-CoA synthetase long chain family member 1a
Exons: 21
Coding region: 373-2466 (697 amino acids)
Biological process (GO): long-chain fatty-acyl-CoA biosynthetic process; long-chain fatty acid metabolic process; very long-chain fatty acid metabolic process
Cellular component (GO): membrane; endoplasmic reticulum
Molecular function (GO): arachidonate-CoA ligase activity
Source: RefSeq, a predicted model, not a curated record
GUGGCUUAACAGAGCAGUGCCGGGUCAGGGAGAAGCUGCCUGCCUCGCUGCUGGGAGGUGUUGCCCUUCUAUUCAUAGCUACUCCCCCCCCUGGGUUAUAUUGCCGGGUAAAUCGGCGACGUGCUCCAGGUCACCGUCUCCACAGGGGAAGUGACAGAGCCCCCGCACCCCCGCGCCGGCCGUCACGCUCCAGAAGCUCUUUCUUGACAAUCGAUCGCGUUCCCGCGCUGCCGCCCCUCUGCCCGGGUGCAUCUCGAAACCAGCGAGUGCCGCCGUAUCCAGUGCACAGCUCAGCCAGGAGUCGAGGGUCAAGGUACAUCAAGGUACAUCAAGGCACAGCUCUCCGUGGAAACUGCGCGAUAAAAGCCCACCAUGCAAGCCCAGGAGAUCCUGCGGCACCUGCGCAUUCCCGAGCUGGAGGACAUGCGGCAGUAUGUGCGCAACCUGCCCGUGAACACACUGAUGGGCAUGGGUGCAUUUGCUGCUGUCACCACCUACUGGUACGCCACGCGGCCGCGCGCCCUCAAACCGCCCUGUGACCUGGCCAUGCAGUCUGUGGAGGUCGAGGGUGGCGAGUAUGUCCGCCGGUCGGUGCUGAUGGACAGCGACAAGCUCAUCACUAACAUCUACAGUGACAUGACAACAAUGUAUGAAGUCUUCCUUCGAGGGAAACGCGUGUCCAACAACGGACCCUGCUUGGGCUCCCGGAAACCCAACCAGCCUUACCAGUGGCUGUCCUACCAGGAGGUGGCAGACAGAGCAGAGUUCUUGGGAUCUGCGCUGCUUCACAGGGGUCACUCCAAGGCCAGGGACAAGUUCGUCGGCAUCUUCUGCCAGAACAGACCAGAGUGGACGAUAGCCGAGCUGGCGUGUAACACAUACUCCCUGGUGGCCGUCCCAUUGUAUGACACGCUGGGCACAGACGCCAUUGGCUACAUCAUUGACAAAGCCACCAUCUCCACGGUGCUGUGUGACGUCCCAGAUAAGGUCAGGCUCAUCUUGGACUGUGUCAGUGGCAUUGAGCACUCUGUCAAGACGCUCAUCGUCAUCGAGCCCUUUGACGGUGACCUGGUGGCCAAAGGCAGGAAGUGCGGCAUCGAGAUCGUCAGUCUGAAGGAAAUGGAGAGUAUGGGCAUGGCCAAUCACAAGGCCCCGCUGCCCCCCAAACCUGAAGACUUGGCCAUCAUCUGCUUCACCAGUGGAACCACCGGAAACCCAAAGGGGGCAAUGCUCACCCAUGGCAACAUCGUGUCCAACUGCUCUGCCUUCAUCAGAACCACCCAGGAACAGCUUCAUCUGAACAGAGAUGACGUCCUCAUCUCCUUCCUGCCGCUGGCCCACAUGUUUGAGCGCGUGGUGGAGGGUGUCUGCCUGUCCUAUGGUGCCAGGAUCGGCUAUUUCCAGGGUGACAUCCGGCUCCUCAUGGACGACCUAAAGACGCUGCGACCGACCGUGUUCCCUGUGGUGCCCCGGCUACUCAACCGCAUGUUCGACAGGAUCUUCGGGCAGGCGAACACACCACUGAAGCGAUGGCUCCUGGACUUCGCCUCGCGGAGAAAGGAGGCGGAGCUGAGGAGCGGCGUGGUGCGGAAGGACAGCAUGUGGGACAGGCUCAUCUUCAGCAAAGUGCAGGCCAGCCUGGGCGGCCGCGUGCGUCUGAUGAUCACGGGAGCGGCACCUGUGUCUCCGACCGUUCUGACUUUCCUUCGUGCGGCACUGGGCUGCCAGUUCUAUGAAGGAUACGGGCAGACUGAAUGCACAGCUGGGUGUACACUCUCUUUACCCGGGGACUGGACUGCAGGUCAUGUGGGGGCUCCCCUGCCCUGUAACCUGGUGAAGCUGGUGGACGUGCCGGACAUGAACUACUUUGCAGCCAAGGGAGAGGGAGAGGUGUGCAUCAAAGGACCAAACGUCUUCCAAGGCUACCUGAAGGACCCGGAGAAGACAGCUGAGACCAUCGAUAAGGACGGCUGGGUCCACACUGGCGACAUCGGCAAGUGGCUUCCGAAUGGCACCCUGAAGAUUGUGGACCGGAAGAAGCACAUCUUCAAGUUGGCACAGGGCGAGUACAUCGCGCCUGAGAAGAUCGAGAACAUUUACAUCCGCAGCGACCCGGUGGCCCAGGCUUUUGUUCAUGGGGACAGCUUGCAGGCAUGUCUGGUGGCCAUCAUUGUGCCCGACCCAGAUUUCCUACCUGACUGGGCCAGAAAGAGGGGUAUUGAGGGGUCCUACACCGAGCUGUGCAGGAAUCAGGAGGUGAAGAAUGCCAUCCUCGAGGACAUCAUGAGGCUGGGUAGAGAGGCCGGACUGAAGUCCUUUGAGCAGGUGAAGGACAUCGUCUUGCACCCCGAGAUGUUCUCCAUCCAGAACGGUCUGCUCACCCCCACACUCAAGGCCAAGCGCGCGGAACUACGCAGCUACUUCAGGGAGCAGAUCGAGCAGCUCUACAGCAAGAUCAAGAUGUAGCUGUUGCCCAGCUCGGGUCCUGUCUGGCUUGGGGGGGGGGGUCACAUUUCCAGCCCCACCCUCAUGUCGAACUUCAGGGAAACACGAGAACUCAACACAGGCCCCAUCAUCCGUUAAUCGGUGUGUUCAUGGUUUUUAUGAAGCGGUAUACCGCUGGGAGCCGUCAUCGUCAUCAAUGUCUCAGCCAAGUCAUUGCCUUAGUCUGGCCACACCCCCCACCCCAUAUAAUUUCAGGGGUGGAGCGGUGGGGCCUCAGAUAGCCCCUGUCUUUCAAUCUUUGUCUCAGAGUAGCCUGAUGAUCUUACCACAGAAGCACAUUUCAGGAAGGGGGGGGCUACUGCAGAUAACAGCUUAAACUUGUCACACGCAUGCCUUGUGCGGAUUGGCUGUGUACAUAGCUACAUAUUUAAUGUUUUUCUUGAAUUAUUUUCCAAAGUGAAUCAGUGUUUGGUGUGACGGGGUGACAAUAGCAAGGAGGAUUGUGGCGUAAGCAGCACGGCAUCACCAAAGUGGUGGAAUGCAGGGGCCAAUCGUGGGUCUGCUGGGGGUAGGGGGUGUCGCUUGGCUUUCAGGGAAGGAGGAUCCUGAGCCAGGGCAAGUGUGUCACCAACAGAUGACACGCAGCCCCUUCUGGAAGCAGGUCCGGUUGGGGCCCGAUAUCACGCUCGUCAAGGUGCCCUUGGUCAGUCUCUGCCCCUGCUUGGGGCCCACGAGGCUCAGGGGGGCUCUUCCCCUGUGCGUUUCAGGGUGGAACAUCGAAUUACUACAGCUGAGUCCAGGUAGCGAACAGCUUGGAAAGAGACUCCUGUCGACCAGCCUCUGGGAUGGCACCUUCCACUGCAGGAAAAACGGAAGCGGACUGCAGCCAUCCUGUGCGGGAUCUCCAGUCUAGCUCAGCGUCUCAGUCCAAGAGGAAGCUUUGGGAUGAAGACUCCUUUUAAUAAUUUACAUAUACAUAUAUAUUUUGGGUACAAAUAAGAUUGCAACAAACUGUGAAGAUUGUAACGAUCGAUUCAUCCAUUUUUGGAACGGAUGGCGCCGAUACCCCUCCUCCUCCCAUCAUACACAUUUCGGAAUGAACCGUGGUCUGUGCCUGUGUGCCAUGGAAAUGCUUUAAAGUCCUUGCUUUGUACCUUGUUUUGUAAAAGAUGCGUAUAUUUCCAACAAGCAGCAGCACCAAAUAAACACUCUUCAGUGUUUCUCA